Didymodactylos carnosus is the source of this 1440-nucleotide messenger RNA. The record is from the annotation of a GenBank genome assembly. NCBI's taxonomy places the organism in Eukaryota, Metazoa, Rotifera, Eurotatoria, Philodinida, Philodinidae.
AUGGACUUUAGCGAGCUGCUCAAUGAUAACAUCGACUAUGAUAUAGCCGACGAUGAAACAUUCAAUGAUCUGUUUGAUUCAUUUCUUGAUAAUGAUGAUGAACAGACGGCAAAUCCGAUCGAUUUAAAUAUAUUAUCAGCACUAAAUCCAUCUGUAUUGUCCAAUAUCAAUCAGCAAUAUACUGCAUCAACUUCAUUUGGCGAUUUUAUUCAAAAUUAUUUCAAAACAUCGAAAGAAUUUCAACAACAAUCAUUAAUUAAUUUAUCAUUAGAUAAUUCGGAAACAUUAAUAACGAAUACUCAAUCAGGAAUUAAAGAACUAUAUGUCGGCAAUAUUCCAUUACGUUCAACAGAAAUGGAAGUGACGAAUUUCUUCUUUAAUCUUGGCUACAAGGAUAUUUAUCAGUUUAUAAUGAAAAAAAAUCAACGCUAUACCUGGUAUGGUUUUGCGAAAUUUCAUUCAUCAAAAACGCCUGAAGACGUUUUAUUUGAUUUUCAAGAAAAUUCAUCAAAAUUCAUAUUUCAGAAUUCACAACUGCGUAUUAGUACACCACAUAGCCCCAAAAAGUCGUCAAUCUUGCCAGUAGAAAAUGAUGACGAACGAACACUUGAAUAUCCAAUUGAAAAUAUUCGAUUUGGAACAUUAAUUACUGCCUCAGCGAUAAAGAACAUUGUUGACAUGAAUCGAGAGAAUAUACUGUGCGAUUGUGGAUGCAUUGAUUCCUCUCUACUUUCACAAAAUGAUAAUCAAAAGUUAUGUUAUUUUGAAAUCGAUCAAAAAGCAAAAAAGAUAUCAAUUGUUAUCAAACGUUCGUCAGUUUCAUGUGUUGCUCAAACGUUGCAUGAAAUACAUGAAAUACGUUUUGAAUGGAAUUUUCGUGCUUUAAAACAUGACCGAAUAUCUCCAGUUUUUAUGUGUAAUAUUCAUCAAUUAAACGAAAAAUAUAAGCGAAUAGUUGAUCCAUACGUCUUUCUACUCCUUGAAAUUAGACGUCCACCAAUCAUUAUACACGUUAAACAUUUUCCACUAACUCUUCGUCGAGAUGAAACACGUUUACCGGGCAGUUUAUUGAUUGGACAAUCCAAUGCUUGGCUAUUUCAAAUUAAAGGAUCAAACAUGCAAGGACUAGUAUAUAAUGACUUAAUUAAUCAUUACAGUAAUAUGUUUCGUUAUCUUUCACGUCACAAUCUCUGUCCAAGUAAAUUUACACAAAACAACAUAAAAUAUUUAGUAUCAUCGCAAGAAGCUAGUGAACGACUCAAAAAAGUCAUAUUAUUAUCGAAUGAAAAUUGGAUCAAUGAUCACAAAAUUUUAUUCAAUAAUUUUAUCAAUAUUCGAUGGCCAAAAUUUAGUUUUGAAAUUAAAUUUGAAUUAAUGAAAUUAAUUUCAAAACAUCUAAUUACAGCUCAUGACCUCGUUGUCGACGAAAAUUUAUUAUAA